AUCAGUACUCUCCUCUUUUGUCUAUAUAUUCACUAUCAGGCUUUCACACCUCUUGCAUGAUUGCAUCUCCAUAACAAACUUGUACCUGUUGCUAAAACACAGAGAAAGAUCAGAACAUGGUAGUUGCCGGACCAGGUAUCGGUGGUGGCGGCUCUGCUCUUCGGUGGACCGACAUGAAGGGCCUGAGCCUCCAAGUUAUCACCGGUCGGUGGUUCAUGGUGUUUGCCUCAUUUCUAAUCAUGUCCGCCGCAGGUGCCACCUACAUGUUCGGUGCCUACUCCAACGACAUCAAAUCCGUUCUCGGCUAUGACCAAACCACCCUCAAUUUGCUCAGCUUCUUCAAGGAUGUGGGCGCUAAUGUUGGCGUCCUCUCUGGCCUGAUCAACGAGGUCACGCCCCCGUGGGUGGUUCUGUCCAUUGGUGCAGUCCUCAACUUUUUCGGGUACUUCAUGAUAUGGCUUGCUGUGACCAAAAGAAUCUCAACACCCCAUGUUUGGCACAUGUGCUUCUACAUUUGCAUUGGGGCAAACUCGCAGUCUUUUGCCAACACUGGCUCCCUUGUCCCCUGCGUAAAGAACUUCCCGGAAAGUCGAGGCGUUGUGUUGGGGAUUUUAAAGGGAUACGUGGGUCUCAGUGGCGCUAUAAUCACACAAAUAUAUCAUGCUAUCUAUGGGGAUGACGCGAGGUCUUUGAUUUUGCUUAUAGGGUGGCUUCCUUCUGCUAUAUCUUUAGCUUUUCUUCGAACUAUUCGGUACAUGAAGGUCAUUCGGCAGCAGAACGAACUCAAAGUUUUCUACAAUUUCCUAUAUAUUUCACUCGGUCUUGCAGGUUUUUUGAUGAUUAUGAUCAUACUACAGAACCAAGUGACGUUCACGCAGGGUGCGUAUGGUGGCAGCACCACGGCAGUGGUUAUCUUACUCUUUCUCCCACUCGCUGUUGUUAUUUUGGAAGAGUAUAAAGUUUGGAACACCAAGAAACUAGAGAUGAAUAAUGCGGCACCCUUGAAAAUAAUCACUGAGAAGCUGAACCCAGAUCAGGCCGCCCCGUCUGCACCAGCAGCGUCUUCCGGUGCCACAACAAAUUCACUCCCCGAUCAACCGAGCUCCGAAAAGCAAGUUUCUUGUUGGAAAAAUGUAUUCAGGCCUCCAGACAGAGGGGAGGAUUACACCAUACUCCAAGCUCUUUUCAGCGCUGACAUGCUAAUUCUUUUCAUGACAGCAAUUUGUGGCGUUGGGGGAACGUUAACGGCCAUAGACAACUUGGGACAGAUUGGGAAAUCAUACAAGUACCCAAAGCAAAGCAUAAGCACUUUCGUGUCGCUCGUGAGCAUCUGGAAUUAUCUUGGACGCGUAGCCUCAGGAUUUGGCUCAGAAAUUGUUCUCAAAAAGUACAACUUCCCUCGGCCCCUCCUGCUCACUAUGACCCUCGUAUUAUCAUGUGCUGGUCAUCUUAUAAUCGCGUUCAACGUCCCGAAAGGACUUUACGUAGCAUCGGUUAUCAUUGGGUUUUGUUUUGGUGCACAAUGGCCAUUACUUUUCGCAAUAAUUUCUGAACUUUUUGGCCUCAAGUAUUACUCUACUUUGUACAAUUUUGGGUCGGUGGCCAGCCCUAUCGGACUAUAUUUGCUCAAUGUGAGAGUCACCGGGAAUUUAUACGACAAGGAGGCUGAGAAGCAAAUGGCAGCAUUGGGGCUGAAAAGGGAAGCUGGGAAGGAGUUAGAUUGUACUGGGGUCGAAUGCUUCAAGUUGUCUUUCAUUAUAAUUACGGCGGUGACUGUAUUCGGUGCAAUUGUAUCGUUCCUUUUGGUGCUCCGGACAAGGAAGUUCUAUAAGAGUGACAUUUAUAAGAAGUUCCGGGAACAGGCCGCUAAGGAGGCCGAGACGGAGAUGUCGAUGACCACAAAUGGUGCUGGACCAUCGUAGGCCAAAUUAUGGUGCAUUUAUAG
Molecule: messenger RNA, 1945 nt
Organism: Juglans microcarpa x Juglans regia
Lineage: Eukaryota; Viridiplantae; Streptophyta; Magnoliopsida; Fagales; Juglandaceae
Product: protein NUCLEAR FUSION DEFECTIVE 4-like
Exons: 1
Coding region: 117-1922 (601 amino acids)
Cellular component (GO): membrane
Source: RefSeq, a predicted model, not a curated record